CCUCAAGUAUAAUAAGUCAUGUAUUCUGACAUGCUGAGCGCUCAGGAAGACCGUGACCGCCCUCCACCUACAACCAACGGGGACGCGCCACGCGGCCGUGACAUGGACAUUGAUCGUGAGCGCGAUCGUGACCGCCUUCGCGACGACGACCGUGAUCGCCGCCGCUCCCCUGAACCUCGUCGUUCUGCUCCCGCCCCGAAGGGAAGGAACACGACAGCACCUAAGGCUACGAACGUGCUUGGUGUUUUUGGUCUCUCUGUUCGCACCGUGGAGAGGGAUCUGGAGGAGCUUUUCAACCAAUAUGGGACGGUUGAACACGUUACCAUCGUCUAUGACCAGCGCUCUGACCGUUCCCGCGGCUUUGGGUUUAUCCAAAUGGCUACAGUCGAAGACGCGACGAAAUGCAUCUCUGAGCUGAACGGAAGGGAUGUGAACGGCCGGAACAUCCGUGUCGAUUACUCCGUAACCGAGCGUGCGCAUGACCCCACGCCAGGCCGCUACAUGGGUGCACCCGACCGUGAUCGCAGGAGCGGGUACGACAGGAGCUAUGGCAAAGGCGACUAUAGGAGCGACCGUGACCGCGACUAUCGCCCUCGGGAUUUUGACCGCCCUGACCGUGACCGCGAUUUCCGUGAUAGAGACCGCGACCGCGACUACAGGGACCGCGACAGAGACUACAACCGUGACAGGGACCAUAACCGUGACAGAGAUUAUCGUUCCCGCGAAGGCGAAAGGGAUUUCGAAAGGGACAGGGAGCGCAACUACGACCGCGAUCGCGAGUAUCGUCGGGCUGACCGUGAAUACGACGAUCGCGACCGGGUGACAGCAGAUCGUGGUGAAGAGCGCGCUCCGGUCAAGAAAGAAGACCCCUAUGGACGUGAAGACAGGAGGAGAGAUGAUCGGGACCGGAGCCGGAGCCCCAAGCGGUACUGAACGCGCCUUUUCACUCUAUUUCUAUGGCCACCUUUCUUCCAAAGUGGUGCUUUUCGGUAUGUGGAUCAAGAUGGCGUCGAUGAUCUUGGGAAGGUCUGGCAAGGUUGGUCGAUCAAUGUACACGCAGAGCCUGUCGUAUUCCCAAGUUCCUCAAGUCUGCGGAUGCACACCCAGAAGAGAACCUGAACCUGUUUCCAUCUAUGUCAACCGCUUCUCAAGUACGCUAGUUUUGAAGAAUCCUAUUCAAGAGAUACAGACGUGAAGACGGGAGAUAGUGAAGUCAUGAAAACCCGUGUUGUGCAGAAACGAGAAUCCGCCGAACCAGGCCGUAAGUCGUCUAAUAGGUAGUAUGCUAACCUGUGCUUCAGAUUGUGUGUACGAAGCUCAGCGUCCAUGCAAUUAUGGAGGAAUGUCCGAACAGUCGUCGCAUCGUAGGCAAGCCCAAGGUUGCUGCAGCACCGGGAAAUAUUCGUCCUCUCUACUGUUUAGACCGAAGAUCAGUAACAGGUCCUGGUCGGAAAGUCGAUUUGCGGGACGCUAGAUGAAGCUCAUGAAGAUGUGGAAAGACCGUCUUCGUCCACACAUUAUUGGUCACGACCCGCCGUUGCAGAAGCUCGGAGAGGUCUGUCCUGUGGCCCGUCGACAGGACGGGACCCGCGCGGGGUCAUGUGUUCCUGCAAAUUCUCUCGGCGGCAAACGAUAAGCUCUUGCUCUGAAUCCGGGAUGUGGCGACCGAGCUUGUUGUAUUUUUGUUUACUUGCCCAUGACCG
Molecule: messenger RNA, 1703 nt
Organism: Dacryopinax primogenitus
Lineage: Eukaryota; Fungi; Basidiomycota; Dacrymycetes; Dacrymycetales; Dacrymycetaceae
Product: RNA-binding domain-containing protein
Exons: 3
Coding region: 19-933 (304 amino acids)
Molecular function (GO): RNA binding
Source: RefSeq, a predicted model, not a curated record